Durusdinium trenchii is the source of this 2588-nucleotide messenger RNA. NCBI's taxonomy places the organism in Eukaryota, Dinophyceae, Suessiales, Symbiodiniaceae. The record is from the annotation of a GenBank genome assembly.
CAGAGAUCGAUCUCAUUUCGUUGAGGCCAGGGGAAUCUGCAAGAUUCUUUUCGCUUGGGCAGAUGGCAUGGUUUUCCUUUUUCCGUGUGGCCGCGCUGUCGUGGACAGGCUCACGAGCCACAGACGUGAGCAAGCUGCUGCGCCAUGAGCGCUCAGGAUGACCAUAGGUUUGGCGUGUGGUGUUCGUCAGCUCUUCCCCAUUCUGCUCUCCUUGGUCUUCUGUGGGGUUUGGCUUCUAUUGCAUCCCAGCCUUCCUGGCUGUGAGGGCGGUGCCGUUGCGCGCCCUCCACCGGACGACUGGCUCUCACCGGAGCAGGCAAAGGCACUGCAGACAGAGAACACGCAGUUGAGCCUUGAGCUAGAAAAGGACGCGGUUCCCUCGGGUUCCACAGUGUGCGAUGGAUCAGGAAACUGCCAGCUUAGAUCGUCCAACUGUGUGGAGCAGCUGGAUUCAACCACUGAGAUGCUGCCGUUGGAAUCGCACAACACUUGUGGAGCACCCUCGUCUUUGGUAGCCACGAGUGGCCGCGUCUACUGCGGCGACGUCUCCUUAGAGCUCGGACGGGCCCGCGACUUCGCCCACUGUCAACUCGCCUGCGCGAUGAACUCCAGUUGUGAGUUUUACAGCUACUGGAGUUCCGGCCGUCGGACCCGCCUUUGCCGGAUCACUUCGUCUUGCGAUCACAAGGUGAACGUGAAGGAGUUGAACGAGCAUGUACAGAUCUACCAACGUGUGGUGCCCGUGAGCAGCAAGAGGAGUUUGCUCCAGCUCUUGGGGAUGUAUGACAGUGGGACCAACUUGAUGCUGGCGACAAUCGUGAGCAACUUCCCGCUUUGCUGCCAGCAAGCCUACCGCCCGGACAUCAUGGAUCUUCAGAUCGAAGCCCAAGACCAUGGCCGUUGCCUUCAUUGGGCCACACCCGAGAAGCACGUGAACCCCUUGCAGAUGCUCGAUGCGCUAAAAGGCCAGAAGAUGAAACAUUGGGAUCCGAAGCUCGUGGACUUUCAGCAGAAGCACCAGAUUGCCAUUGUGGCUUUGGUGAGAGAUCCCCUGGCACAGCUGCAAAGCUGGAAGAAGGCGCCUUAUGGCCUGGAGCGGUGUGCCAAGCGGAAGCGUUGCGCCUUCCACAGCACCGCCACGGAUUGCAUCCCCACGACUGCUUGGAUCACCGAGCCCUGCACCUGGUGGGACCCCGCCCGACACCACAACGCAGGCAUCACCGGAGGGUCCUUUCCAUCGUUGCCGGCGAUCUGGAAUGGCUACACUUUGGGCUAUUGGAGGCUGCGAGCGGAGUCUGGCUACAAGCAGGUCUUGCUGGUGAAGUUUGAGGAGUUGGUCAUGGCCCCGGCUGCUGUGGUCAGCAGGAUCUCCGAAGCCAUGGACAUGCGGGUCCACAGUGAGGACGUGGCGGUGGCCGAGAGGGCGGCCAAGGCGCAUGGGAAGGCCAAGGACCGUAAUGCAGCCAUCAAGUCCUUGGAAUCACGAGACUUCGUGAAGAGCUACACCGCCAAGGAAUUGAAGGCCACGUGCAUCCGCUUGAAUUUCAGCCUGGCCUCGAGCGUGGGGUAUCGAUUGACGGAGUGUGAGGACUUCAAGGGCGAAGCGAAGUUGGAGGAGCCCUACUCGGACACUCAGGUCAUCGGCCUUGACUUGUUUUGGCCAUCAAUCAGGUUUUGGAAGAUCGCUCAGACAGCUGGGUACUGGAUAGGAUCAUGUAUCAUGUUUAUAUAUAUAUAAUUUUUUUUAAAAUAUCAAGGAAGUAUUCGGGGGGAUCCGGGGAUUCUUUUAUUUUGAGAUGGAUGUUUGCUUGUGGUCACGAUUUGUUGGCCCUGCCACUAGCGAAGGGCGUGUGCAGGCGCCCGGGGCCGUUUCAAUGGGUGAUGUUUGCCGGCAGCGCCCGGGGUAGCUGAGGCAGUAGCUGAGGCAAAACAAGACAUUACCUUGCCGGAGGAGAAGAAAGCUCAGCUGCUUCGCUUUCAGAGUCGACGGGCCAAGAGGUUCCCAUCGAAGGUGUUGAAGCCGCGGAGGCGGCCGACGAGGUGACCUAGGCUGGGGGAUCAGCAGGUCCGUGGUUCUGGCUGGAACUCACAUGUGUCCAUGGAUGGCACCCAUUAGCACCCCCCUGGCACCGUACCUUAGACGAACAGGGACACAGUUCUCCCAAUCCACACAGACACAUCUCCAACUCCUAUUUUUGGACUCUCAAUGUUGUUUUUACCGUGAGCAUGGAGCAUGGAGCAUCCAUUUCAGCCUCUCAGAAAACAGCUGCUAGAACCAUCCAACGAACCAUCCAAUCGAACCCCAGAUCCUCCGAGCUUCGACGAGCUUCACAUCGAAGGGGGGGCGGUCCGGGGCCUUCGACGUUUCGUCGCCUUUGAAGCAUGGAAAACCGUCGGACGAGGAGGUCCGGUCUGACCGGAAGAACGGCACAUCCGGAAGGGAAGGGGGCGGAAUUCACCAUCCACCAUCCAAGUAAACACAUGAUAUACAGUAUUCUUAUGGAUUUUUGAGCGCGUGUAGAAUUGAUGGAAGAUGGAAUUGGACAAUGGCUCCUUGGAAGACCACAAUGAUUCCAUGAGACUUCUGG